GCGCUUGAAGACUUCACAGAGCAGUGUAGCACCGGCUCACCUCCAGCCCUCACUGCCUGAGGAGCAAGCAACCCCCGGUCAUUUUAGAGAAAUCCUAAAUGAGAGGGGCCAUCUGAUCAAUAGCAAAAGGAGGAUCUAACCGACUGAUCAGCUCUCAGCCCUGCCUCUAGCUCUGCUCAUCUGUGGAGGGAUCUGUGCAAUCUCCCAAGCAGCAACAAGCGUGACACGAGCAGAGGGAGGGCAGGUUCCAUACUGAAAUAUUCAUGCUCUGGCAAUAGGAACUGCUGCUCUUAAAGUGAUCUGUGUCUCCUCUUGGCUCUUUCAGCUCGUUCCCCAGCUGGGCUCCGUCACUCCUACUGGGUGCAACACUGGAGAUCAAUUGUGGCAAAAAGGAGACAAAAGAAGAUAUUGUCUUGGACUGUUCCUUUGGAUCUGACCGCUAGAGAAAUUGAAGGAAUAUACGUGUGAGACAUAAAAGUUAGGUUUUGUCACAGUGAGAAUGCUCGCACAUCCCUGACUCCUGCACCCCGGCUGUUUGGCAGCUCCUGCACUGUCCCCCGGAGACCUGCUAAGGAAGGUGCCUGUGGAUGUUCAUUUUAGGGGUGGAGGGGAUACCGGGUGGGAGGGAGAAGAGGGGGAGCAUUACUGCAGCGCUCCUGAACUUCUACUGUACCCUCUGCAAGGAAUUCAUAACAGGAGGGAGGAGGACAAAUAAGGAAUCCCAGCCCUGGAGCAUCCAGAAAGGGAAGGGCAAGCCAUCUCCUGUACCUAAGCACUGUGUCCCCUGUGGCCCCCACACACCGCUCUGCUCCCAGGAACUAUGAAGCACAACAAGAUUUCCAGAUAUCUCCUUUUUACCUUUGUGGUCCUACAGUCCUUUUCUUUGGGUUUGGGCUACAACAGACUGCCAUACUUUUUAAACUACUUCUUCGACACAUUCUUGCUGAUUAGUGAAGAUACGCCUGUGGGUACCUCUGUUACACAACUACUUGCUCGUGACUUGGAUGAUGACAAAUUGGUCUUUGGAGUUGUAGGAGAUGAAGCCAAGAAAUUCUUUGCCGUGGAAAGUGAAACUGGUGUGGUAUGGCUGAGGCAGCCCUUGGAUCGAGAGACUAAAUCAGAAUUCACAGUUGAAUUUUCUGUCAGUGACAACCAGGGGGUUAUCAAGGGUAAAGUGAAUAUUCAAGUUGGUGAUGUCAAUGAUAAUGCUCCAACCUUCCACAACCAGCCGUACGCAGUGCGCAUAGCAGAGAAUACACCAGUGGGAACACCAAUAUUCAUUGUUAAUGCAACAGAUCCUGAUCAGGGUACUGGGGGAAGUGUACUGUAUUCAAUCCAGCCUCCUUCCAGUUUUUUUGGUAUAGACAAGUCACGUGGUAUUGUGACUGUGAUUUCUCCACUGGAUUAUGAGAUCACUCAGGCAUAUCAGCUUCAGGUCAAUGCAACGGAUCAAGACAAGACCAAACCCUUGUUUACUUUGGCUAACCUGGCAAUAACAAUCACUGACAUACAAGACAUGGACCCAAUAUUUAUCAACUUGCCUUACAGCACAAACAUCUAUGAGAAUUCAGCUCCAGGAACAACAGUGCGAAUGAUAACUGCUAUUGACCAAGACAAAGGGCGACCACGAGGAAUAGGCUAUACUAUAGUUUCCGGAAACACUAACAGCAUCUUUGCUCUGGAUUACAUCAGUGGUGCCUUAACACUGAAUGGGCAGUUGGACAGAGAGAAUCCGUUAUACACUGCUGGAUUCUUACUUACAGUAAAGGGAACAGAACUUCUUGAUGACCGCAGUCCAUCAGAAGCUACAGUGAAUACCACAUUCAACAUUUUGGUUAUUGAUAUGAAUGACAAUGCUCCACAGUUUAAUAGUUCAGAGUACACAGUUAGCAUUCCCGAGCUGGCUCAGCUUGGCUUUGCAUUACCUCUGUAUAUUCAAGUGCAAGAUAGAGAUGAGGGUUUGAACAGUGCCUUCGAGGUUUACUUGGUAGGGAAUAACUCAAACCAUUUCAUCAUUUCCCCAACCUCUGUUCAAGGGAAAGCAGACAUCCGGGUGCGUGUGGCUGUUCCUCUGGAUUUUGAGACAAUACAACGUUAUGAAUUCUCGCUCUUUGCAAAUGAAAGUGUUUUAGACCAUGUUGGAUAUUCUCGAGUGAAAAUUAACCUCAUCAAUGAGAAUGAUAAUCGCCCCAUCUUUAGUCAGGCACUUUAUAACAUCAGCCUUUAUGAGAAUGUUACUGUUGGAACCACCAUUCUAAAAAUUCAGGCAACUGACAAUGAUAUUGGGUCUUUUGGAAAAGUGAGCUAUUUCUUCAGUGAUGAUCCUGACAGAUUUUUGCUUGACCAGGACACAGGAGUAAUAACCAUCAUUGCCCGUCUAGAUUUUGAGAACACUCAGCGAUACACCCUCACAGUGAUUGCUAGGGAUGGAGGAGGAGAGGAGACAACAGGACGUGUUCGCAUCAAUGUUUUGGAUGUCAACGAUAAUAUGCCCAUCUUUCAAAAGGAGUCUUACCUGGGAGCGAUCCGUGAAAAUGAACCAUCUGUAGUCACAGUUGUCAAACUCAGAGCAACUGAUGAAGAUUCAGCACCAAAUAGCCAGAUUACAUACAGCAUUGUGAAUGCAUCUGCCUUCAAGAGCUAUUUCGAAAUUUCCAUUUCUGAAGGUUAUGGAGUGAUAACAGUGACCCGGCCACUAGAUUAUGAACAAAUCUCCAAUGGAGUUAUAUCAUUGAUAGUCAUGGCAAAAGAUUCCGGUGUACCCUCACUCAACAGCACUGUCCCUGUCAGCAUUGAAGUCUUUGAUGAAAAUGACAACCCUCCCACCUUCAGUCGACCUUCGUACAUCAUUACGGUUAUGGAAAACAUUAUAGCAGGUGCAACUGUACUUUUUUUAAAUGCCACAGAUCUGGACCGUUCAAGAGAAUAUGGGCAGGAAUCUAUUAUAUAUUCUUUGGAUGGCUCCCCUCAGUUUCGGAUUAACGCUCGAUCAGGGGAAAUCACUACCACAACAUUGUUGGAUCGAGAGGCCAAGUCAGAGUACAUAUUAAUUAUCCGUGCGGUGGAUGGUGGAGUGGGACCCAAUCAGAAAAUCGGCAUUGCUACAGUAAAUAUUACUUUGCUCGACAUUAAUGAUAAUGCUCCACAAUGGAAAGAUGAACCGUAUCUUAUUAACCUGGUGGAAAUGACACCCCCGGAUUCAGAUGUCACUACGGUGGUUGCCAUCGACCCAGACCUUGCUGAGAAUGGUACACUGGUUUACAGCAUCAACCCAGCAAAUAAAUUCUAUACCCUGAACAGCACCACUGGAAAAAUUCGGACGACAGGGAUAGUGCUGGAUAGAGAAAACCCAAAUCCCGUAGAGGCUGAAAUGAUGAGGAAGAUUGUCAUCUCAGUAACAGAUCGUGGAAGUCCUCCUCUUCGUGCCACCAGCAGUGCUACUGUUAUUGUAAACUUGCUGGAUCUCAAUGAUAAUGAUCCUACUUUCCAGAACCUGCCUUUCACUGCUGAAAUUCCAGAGGGAACUGCUAUUGGAGUAUCUGUAUUUCAGGUGGUGGCAAUAGACCUAGAUGAAGGUCUAAAUGGUCAGGUGACAUAUCGCAUGCCUGUGAGUAUGCCAAGGAUGGAUUUUGUUAUCAAUAGUACCAGUGGGCUGAUCACCUCUAUAGCUGUACUGGAUAGAGAAAAGAUUGCUGAGUAUUAUCUUCGUGUAUUAUCCAGUGAUGCUGGAACUCCAUCCAAGACUUCAACCAGCACCCUCACCAUCCGUGUUUUGGAUGUGAAUGAUGAGAGCCCGACUUUCUUUCCCACCAUCUACAAUGUCUCCUUGGCCGAGAAUGUCCCUCGAGAUUAUAUAGUAGCACGUCUGAAUUGCACUGAUGCAGACACUGGAUUGAAUGCUGAGCUCAGCUAUUUUAUAACUGGGGGGAAUCAGGAUGGCAAGUUCAUAGUUGGCUUUCGAGAUGGAAUACUGCGAACAGUUGUGAAUCUUGAUCGUGAAACAAUGGCAUCCUACACUCUGAUAUUGGAAGCUAUUGACAAUGGACCUGCAGGAAACAGAAAAACAGGGACAGCCACUGUAUCGGUCACCGUGUUGGAUAUCAACGAUAACAGACCAAUCUUUCUGAAGAGCAGUUAUGAGGCCAGCGUCCCAGAGAAUAUUGCCUUUUCCAGCAGCAUUGUACAGUUGGAAGCCACUGAUGCAGAUGAGGGUGAGAACGGCAGAGUCUGGUAUCGAAUCCUCAGUGGAAAUGAAAAGACUAAUUUUAAAAUUGAUAUCAAUACUGGACUAAUUAUGCGGGGUGUGCAGCCACUUGACAGAGAAACAAACUCAUCUCAUAUUUUGGUGGUGGAAGCUUACAACAGUGACCAAGGUCCAAUGAGAAGUUCUGUAAGGGUCAUCGUAUAUGUUGAAGAUGUUAAUGAUGAAAUGCCAGUGUUCACACAGCAACAAUACAGUCGUUUGCGUCUCAGAGAAACAGUAGGCAUUGGAACCUCUGUGACAGUUGUGCGAGCUACAGAUCGGGAUACAGGAGAUGGUGGGCUGGUGACUUAUAAAAUAAUAUCUGGAGCGGAUGGAAAAUUUGAUAUAGAUGCAACCACUGGCCUUCUUACGACAAUAGACUACCUUGAUUUUGAAACAAAGACAACAUACUCCAUGAACGUGUCUGCGACAGACCAAGCAGUGCCUUUCAACCGUGGCUUUUGUACAAUAUAUGUCUCACUGAUGAAUGAGCCAGAUGAAGUUGUUCAGUUUACCAGCCCAACCUACAAGGCAGUUAUAGUAGAGAACAUUGCCACUGGUACAGAAGUUGUUCGUGUACAAGCUCGUUCCAUUGACAAUCUUAACCAGCUCAGCUAUAAGUUUGAUUCAACCACAUAUGUCCAAGCCCUGGCACUAUUCAAAAUAGAUGGAAUUACAGGUGCUAUAACAGUCCAAGGACUCGUAGAUAGAGAGAAAGGAGAUUUCUACACAUUAAUAGUGGUAGCAGAUGAUGGUGGACCAAAGAGAGACUCUGCUGUGGUGUCUAUUACUGUUUUGGAUGAAAAUGACAAUAGUCCUCAGUUUGAUCUGACGUCUGACUCUGUAGUGAAUGUGCAAGAAGAUUGCCCUACAGGCAGGAGAAUAGGUUUGGUCCAGGCCAGAGAUCCUGAUGAUGGAAACAAUGGACUGGUGACAUUCUCUCUAACAGCUGGAAACUCCGGUGGGAUUUUUGAGAUCCGUACUACCAACAACACACUGGGUGAAGUGUUUCUGAUAAAAUCUAUGGACAGAGAAGUCAUAGAGCAAUAUAUUUUGAAGGUUCAAGCUUCUGACAGUGGCUCUCCACCACGUAGAUCAGAAUACACACUGACAGUGAAUGUCAUUGAUGUUAAUGAUAACCCUCCUGUUUUUGACAAACCAUUUGGUUACAAUGUCAGUGUAUAUGAGAAUGUUGGAGGUGGUACAUCUGUUAUUCGGGUGAAUGCUACAGACAAGGACAAAGGGCUGAAUAGUGUCCUCUCUUAUUACAUCACACAAGGCAACGAGGACCUAACUUUUCGAAUGGACAGGCUCUCUGGUGAAAUCGCUACAAGACCAGCACCACCAGACCGUGAGAAGCAGAGCUUCUAUAAGCUUGUAGUAACUGUGGAAGAUGAAGGAAACCCAGCUCUUUCUGCAACAACCACAGUGUAUGUGACCAUUUUGGAUGAAAAUGACAAUGCUCCAGUGUUUCAAUCACCACCGUACGAAGUCACAAGGGAUGAGGGACCUCUAAGCCUUAAUUCUGUCAUUAUCACAACCACAGCCAUAGAUCAAGAUGAGGGACCCAAUGGAACUGUGUCCUACUCCAUUUUUGCAGGCAAUCUACAGGCAACAUUCAGUAUAAAUAAUUCAACGGGACUAAUACGAGCAGUGAAAGAGCUUGAUUAUGAGGUCUGUCUUGGGCGAUAUACCCUCAUUGUGACUGCAACAGACCGGUGCCCUAUCAUACAGCGCCGCCUUACAUCAACUGCAACUGUCCUAGUGAAUGUAAAUGACAUUAAUGACAAUUGGCCUACAUUUCCGAAGCUGUAUGAGGGCCCAUUUGAGAUCAUAGAGGGGCAACCUGGACCCAGAGUAUCAAAUUUUAAGGCUGUUGAUAAAGACUCUGGUCUUAAUGGGCAAGUGGAGUACAGUAUUGUUGGUGGGGAUCUUUUAGGAGAAUUUGUGAUAUCACCUGUGGAGGGGGAUUUGAGAGUUCGCAAAGAUUAUGAACUUGACCGAGAAAACAUAGCCUUCUAUAACAUUACUAUCAUGGCAAAAGAUAUGGGCAACCCUCCCUUCAGCUCAACUGUUGUAGUCGAAAUCAGAGUGUUAGAUAUUAAUGAUAAUGACCCCAUUCUCCUCAAUCUUCCUAAAAAUAUAACAAUCAGCGAGAACACGGCUAUGUCAACUUCUAUCACCCAAAUUUUCGCUACUGAUGCAGAUACUGGACAUAAUGCCCGCUUGACCUUCAAUAUAACUGCUGGGAACUUAGAGAAUGCAUUUACCAUCAAUGAAAAUGCUGGAAUUGUCUAUGUGAAUCGCCAACUGGACAGAGAAAAAAUUUCAGAGUAUAAGCUAACCAUAACUGUGAAGGACAAUCCAGAAAAUGCUCGGAAUUCUAGGAGGGAUUUUGAUGUCCUCAUUGUGACAAUAUCAGAUGAGAAUGACAACCGACCUAUCUUUACCCAGGGCACAUACCUUGCAGAACUGACAGAGAACUCUCCAGAAGGAACUCCUGUGACAGUCUUGAAUGGGCCUGUGCUAGCAAUAGAUAAUGAUAUUGGAUCAAAUGCAGUGGUAUCAUAUAGACUACUUGGAGCUCAGAUGGAUCUGUUUACCAUAAACAACAGAACAGGUGUCGUGACUGUAAAAUCUGGUAAAGUAAUAGACAGAGAGUCUUUCCUAAACCCCAUCUUGGAUUUGACCUUGGUGGCAGAGGACAUUGGCAAAUUGAACAGCACUGCAAGAUUGGUUUUAACAAUCUUAGACGCCAACGAUAAUAGACCUGUCUUCAGUCCAUCAAGUGUCACUGUUCAUCUUCGGGAAAAUAGUCCACCAGGUUUCUCUUUCUUAAAGGUAACAGCAACAGAUGCAGACAGUGGUGUAAACCAGGAGCUCAGCUACCGAAUUGAAAGUGGUGCUCAAGAUAGGUUUCUUAUUGAUGCCUCCACGGGAGUGAUCAGAGUAGCCAAUGUCACUGUUGACAGGGAGGAAAAAGAUACCUACAAGCUUAUAGUUGUGGCAGCAGAUCGUGGGGCCAUCCCAUUAUCUGGAAGCAUAACUGUUAGCAUCCUUAUUGAUGAUAUGAACGACUGCCCUCCUGAGUUUGUCAACCCUAUACAAACAGUGAGCAUCUUAGAGUCUGCUGAGUUGGGCACUAUUGUUGCUGAGGUGACUGCCAUAGACCGAGACCUUAACCCACGUCUGGAAUAUUACAUUAUUGAGAUUUUGGCCACAGAUGACACCAAUAGUCUUGUGCCCAACCAACAAGGCGUAUUUGAAAUUAAUUUCAAAACAGGAUCAGUUAUGGUAAAAUCCAAUCUUAACAGAGAGCUUGUGGCUACGUAUGAUAUUACGAUCUCGGUUUAUGAUAAUGCCAGUGAGGUGGUUGACCGGUCAGUCAGUGCACCAAAUGCAAAACUAACAGUGAAUAUACUGGACGUCAAUGACAACACUCCAAGAUUCCGUCCAUUUGGUGUCACUGCGUUCACAGAGAGAAUUGUGGAAGGUGCCACCCCAGGAACCACUCUAAUUUCUGUAUCUGCUGUUGACCCAGACAAAGGACCCAAUGGUCAGAUUACCUACUCCCUUCACAAUCUUGUACCAGCUGGAUAUUUGCAACUUGAAGACAAUAUGGCAGGGAAGAUAAUUGCAAACCGGACUGUUGACUAUGAGCAGGUGCAGUGGUUAAACUUUACUGUUAGGGCUUCGGAUAAUGGCUCGCCUCGGAGAUCAGCAGAGGUUCCAGUUUACCUUCAGAUUGUGGAUAUUAAUGACAACAAUCCUAUUUUCAGUCAGCCAUCCUACCAGAAACCAGUUUUUGAGGACAUUCAGCUUGGUGCAACAGUUCUGCAGAUCAAAGCAACAGAUGCAGAUUCAGGGCGUUUUGCCCUCAUCCAGUAUAGCCUUGUGGAUGGCGAGGGCAAGUUCGGGAUAAAUCCCACAACGGGAGAUAUAUAUAUCCUGUCUACACUGGACCGAGAAAGGAAAGACCUUUAUAUGCUUACAGCAAUUGCCAGAGAUAAUCCUGGGGACAUUACUAGCAACCGUCGGGAGAAUUCAGUACAGGUACUUGUAACUGUUCUAGAUGUAAAUGACUGCAGGCCCCAGUUUUCCAAGAGCCAGUUCAGCACUAGCGUGUAUGAGAAUGAACCAGAAGGUACAUCUGUAAUAACCAUAACAGCCACAGAUUUGGAUGAGGGCAAUAAUGGCGUGGUGACAUACAAUCUGGAGGGCCCUGGGUCAGAGGCAUUUUUCAUUGAUAAAGACUCUGGAUUAAUAACAUCAAGGCGACUACUACAGUCAUUUGAGAGAUUCAACCUUACUGUCGUGGCUACCGACAAAGGCAAGCCUCCUCUCUGGGGUACUGCUAUGUUAAAGGUGGAUGUGAUUGAUGUUAAUGACAACAGACCUGUGUUUGUCAGACCACCCAAUGGCACCAUCCUUCAUAUUAAAGAGGAAAUUCCCCUGAAGUCCACAGUAUAUGAAGUUUAUGCCAAUGAUAAUGAUGAAGGCCUGAAUGGAGCUGUACGUUAUAAUCUGCUCAAGACUGGAGCCGGGAACAAAGACUGGGAAUAUUUCAGCAUUGACUCAACAAGUGGCCUCAUUCAGACUGCCCAGAGGUUGGACCGAGAGAAGCAAUCAAUGUACAAUCUCAUAAUUGUUGCUUAUGACCUGGGUCAACCAGUGCCAUAUGAGACAAUGCUCCCUCUACAGGUUGCUUUAGAUGAUAUUGAUGACAAUGAGCCUGUCUUUACAAGUCCUCCUAGAGGAGCCCUUCAGUACCAAACCCUAUCCAUUCGAGAACACUCCAAACCUGGAACUGUAGUGGGGAAUGUAAGUGGAGCAGUGGAUGCAGAUGAAGGAGCUAAUGCUAUUGUCUACUACUUCAUAGCAGCUGGCAACCAGGACAACAAUUUCCAGCUGAUUCCAGAGGGGAAGCUGACAGUGCUGAAGAACUUAGAUCGAGAGAAGGAGCCAUACUAUUCAAUCAUUGUAAAAGCUUCCAGCAACAGGAGCUGGAUGCCUGGAAAUAGUUCGGGCCAGAUAAUUGAUCCGUCUGCUGAUUCCACAUUGCAAGAAGUGAGAGUCUAUCUGGAGGACAUCAAUGACCAGCCACCAAGGUUCACAAAGCCAGAAUAUACUGCCGGGGUUGCAACAGAUGCCAAGGUGGGUUCUGAAUUGAUAAAGGUUUUGGCUGUAGAUGCUGAUGUGGGAAACAACAGCCUGGUUUUCUACAGUAUCCUGGGCAUACGCUACAUUAGGUUGAAUUCCAAUGAGUCAGCGAAGACGAGGAACAUCUUUGCAAUUGGAAACACCACUGGAAUUGUUCGGACAUUUGACCUGUUUACAACCUAUAGCCCCGGCUAUUUUAUUGUAGACAUUAUGGCUGUUGAUCUGGUCGGACACAAUGACACUGCUGUGGUCGGGAUCUAUAUUUUAAGAGAUGACCAGCGGCUGAAAAUUGUUAUUAAUGAGAUUCCAGACAGGGUUCGCGGAUUUGAGGAGGAGUUCAUACGCCUGUUAUCAAAUAUCACGGGAGCCAUAGUGAACAUUGACGAUGUGCAGUUCCAUGUUGACAAGAAAGGCAAAGUGAACUUUGCACAAACAGAUAUGCUAAUCCAUGUGGUGAACCGUGACACUAACAGAAUUUUGGAUGUUGAGCGAGUUAUUCAGAUGAUCGAUGAAAAUAAAGAGCAACUACGAAAGCUCUUCCGAAAUUAUAAUGUCUUGGAUGUCCAACCUGCUACUACAGCCCAAGCGCCUGAAGACCUUUCUGCCUUGCAGAUGGCAAUUAUCAUUUUGGCUAUUCUCCUCUUCCUGGCUGCCAUGCUCUUCAUCUUCAUGAACUGGUACUAUCGCACUGUGCACAAGAGAAAACUGAAAGCAGUUGUGGCUGGUUCCACUGGAAACAGAGGAUUCAUGGACAUUCUUGACAUGCCCAAUACAAAUAAAUAUUCCUUUGAAGGGGCAAAUCCUGUAUGGCUGGACCCAUUCUGUAGAAACCUGGAGUUAGCAGCACAAGCAGAGCAUGAAGAUGAUUUACCUGAGAACCUGAGUGAAAUCACAGACCUCUGGAACAGUCCGGCAAGAACUCUUGGUACAUUUGGCCGUGAACCAACUGCCUCCAAACCUGAAGAUGAUCGCUACCUCAGAGCAGCAAUACAAGAGUAUGACAACAUAGCUAAACUGGGCCAGAUUAUGCGUGAGGGACCCAUUAAGGGAUCCCUGCUGAAAGUGGUGUUGGAUGAUUAUAUGAGGCUGAAAAAAUUGGUAGCACAGAGGAUGGUUCAUAAAGCCACCGCCAGUAGUGGGGAUCAAUCCUCGGUCACAGAGUUGAUCCAGAAUGAGGAGGAUGAAGACCAAAGUCCAAGACAAGGAUCUCUCCGCUUCAAACACAAGCAGCCAGUGGAAUUAAAGGGACCGGAUGGAAUUCACGUGAUCCAUGGCAGUACAGGGACAUUACUGACCUCCGAUAUCAACAGCUUGCCUGAAGAUGACCAGAAAGGCCUGGGCCGAUCCUUGGAGACACUGAAUGCAGACAACGGAGCUUUCAAUGACAGAAAUGCUCGCACCGAGUCUGCCAAGUCAACACCGAUGCACAAGCUCAGAGACACCGUCGUGGAGGGACCCCUGGAGAUUACAGAAUUAUGACUAGAGGUGGCCUCAUUGGUCUAGCAGUUAAGAAAGUACUGAACCAACACUGAGGCAUCAAAGCACAAAGGAAAGAAUCACAGAGGAAAGAAUCACAAAGGAAAGAAGGAAGCACAAACGCCUGGCCCUGUUGGCCCCUAAUGUACUCCCAGCCUACACCGUCUGAGGUUUAGAGCUUCUAUAGAAGCAUCUGGGAAACUAGGAUUUCUGGCAAUAGAUCAAAUAGCUACCUGUGGUGCUUUAAAUCAUAGCAAAAGGGCAUGGCAUUGAGGUAUUUGCCUUUACGAUACAAAUGAGGGCUAACAGAGAGAUGCCGAAAAUGGCUCAGUACAAAGAUUUUCUUUUCUGCCGGCAGUGGAAGACUGUAGAAUAACCCAUUCUCUGAUCUCAAGAAAAAUGAACAUUAAAUUAAACACUGCCUAUAGGCCUUUGAGGUCACACAGCAACAUCUCCUGGACUUUUUCAAGAACUCGGUUCUGUAGUGCUGGCUUACCAAAUGUAUGCAAGUCUCAAGACGGCAUUUACAGGCGCUCCAAAUGAGCUUUAUGUGUGCAUUUUAUGUUCAUUUUUAAGUCUGUGGGGUUUUUUUGUGAUUAUUGUUUUUUUAUGUUUGUUAUGAAGAGGGUGAGAAGAAAACAGAUAAAAUGACUGAAUCACUUUG
Messenger RNA from Xenopus laevis (African clawed frog), 11543 nucleotides. RefSeq names its product cadherin-related 23 L homeolog (gene cdh23.L). The record is from RefSeq and is a predicted model, not a curated record. The coding region runs from base 821 to 10882 and encodes 3353 amino acids. The transcript is spliced from 68 exons. NCBI's taxonomy places the organism in Eukaryota, Metazoa, Chordata, Amphibia, Anura, Pipidae.